CCAGGAGUGGCGGCUCAGGAGCUGCAGGUGAUUCAGCCUGAGACGUCAGUGUCGGUCGCGGCUGGAGAGACGGCCACUCUGCACUGCACCGUGACCUCACUGGUCCCUGUGGGGCCCAUCAGGUGGUUCAGGGGCACAGGGCCAGGCCGGGAGUUCAUCUAUGACUUGAAGAAAAGCCACUCCUCCCGAGUAACAAAUGCUUCAGACUUCACAAGGAGAGACAACCCGGACUUUUCCAUCCGCAUCAGUAACAUCACCCCGGCAGACGCCGGUGCCUACUACUGUGUGAAGUUCCAGAGAGGAUUACCUGGUGACACGGAGUAUAAGUCUGGACCAGGCACUCGGCUCACUGUGAGUGGGUACCACCCUCAGUCUCUGCUGCCUGUUUCCCCCCCUGCGGGGCCCAGCCUAAGAGAAGACCCAGCUGGGAUCUUCCACGACUCUGCUCCAAAUGGCUCUCCUCCACGGAGACUUGCCUGCCCCCACACUCCUAAGAUCUUCUCACAGUCCUCGAGGCCCCCAGAGCUGCAUCGUCAUACAUCACUCAGCAUGUGUCUCACCUGGAUGGAGAACUGCCGUGCGUUCCAGGGAGAGAAGCAGCCCACGCCGAAGCAGAACAGUGAUGGGACCUACACCCCGGAAAGCUUGCAGCUGGUGAACGCCUCGGUGCAGGGGUCCGAGCGUGUGCUCACCUGUCCAGCGACGCCUGCCCUUAUCUCUGUAGCUUUCCUCCUGGGUUUCAAAGUGCUGCUGGUGAUCGGUUUCAUGGUCUUACAUGUGCAGGUGGCAGAACCUGUAACAGGUGAGUUGAUGGCAGCCUUAGUCCUUAGGGAGGGAGAUCAGGGCCCCUUUCCUGGGCUGGCAAGAGGAGUCCAGAGUGAGCGCACAAAGUCACACCGAUGAUCCAGCCUCAA
Messenger RNA from Vicugna pacos (alpaca), 914 nucleotides. Lineage: Eukaryota; Metazoa; Chordata; Mammalia; Artiodactyla; Camelidae. The record is from RefSeq and is a predicted model, not a curated record.